Molecule: messenger RNA, 1401 nt
Organism: Epithele typhae
Lineage: Eukaryota; Fungi; Basidiomycota; Agaricomycetes; Polyporales; Epitheliaceae
Exons: 2
Coding region: 1-1401 (466 amino acids)
Molecular function (GO): NAD binding; oxidoreductase activity, acting on the CH-OH group of donors, NAD or NADP as acceptor
Source: RefSeq, a predicted model, not a curated record
AUGUCGUCUGCCAUCCCCAUCAGCGUCCCCAUGCCCCACAAUGUCGUGGCCGCCUCCACCUCCCCCAUCAACUCGAGCAGCAUCCACGAGCGCAUGCUUUUCCACAAAGACUCCGUCAGCUUCCCCAUCCGCCGGCCGAAGGCCCUUCACCCUACCGACAACGAGGAGCUCCGUCUGCUCCUGCUCGAGAACAUCAGCCAAGACGCCGUCAAAGCAUUCCGCGCGCUGGGCUUCCAUGUAGACCACUCUGCCAAGGCCAUGACCGAGGACGAGCUCGUCGAGAAGAUCGGCUCGUACCACGCCAUUGGCAUCCGUAGCAAGACCAAGAUCGCCGCACGCGUCCUCAAGGCCGCGUCGAAACUCCUCGUCAUUGGGUGCUUCUGCAUCGGAACCAACCAGGUCGACCUUCUCAGCGCUGCGAAAUCGGGCAUUCCAGUCUUUAACUCCCCGUUCUCAAACUCCCGAUCUGUCGCGGAGCUGGUCAUGUCCGAGGUCGUCGCCCUCGCGCGCCAGUACUUCCAGCGCGCGUUCGAGAUGCGCGACGGCGUGUGGAACAAGCAAUCCAAGGGCUGCUGGGAGGUCCGCGGCAAGACCCUCGGCAUUGUCGGGUACGGCCACAUAGGCUCGCAGCUGUCUGUCCUCGCGGAAGCGUUCGCCAUGCGAGUCGUCUACUACGACGUCAUCAACCUCAUGCCUCUUGGAUCCGCGCGCCAGGUUGACUCCCUCGACACUCUUCUUGCCGAGGCGGACUUCGUCACACUGCAUGUCCCUGAGCUCCCGGAGACGAUGAACAUCAUUUCCACCGAGCAGCUCGCGGUGAUGAAGAAAGGCUCCUACCUCAUCAACAAUGCGCGCGGCAAGUGCGUCGACAUCCCCGCUCUCGUCAACGCCCUCAAGAGUGGCCACCUCGCGGGCGCAGCCCUUGACGUGUACCCCGCAGAACCCGGCUCCAAUGGUGCACCCUUCGACGACCAACUCAACGCGUGGUCAAGCACCCUGCGUUCCAUUCCGAACGUCAUCCUCACCCCGCAUAUCGGAGGUUCCACCGAGGAGGCACAGCGCAUGAUCGGCGACGAGGUGUCGGCGGCACUCAUCCGCUACCUGAACUACGGUUCCACCGUUGGUGCUGUCAACUUCCCUGAGGUGGACCUCCGGGCGAUCACCCAAGAGGAGCCGAACCAUGUACGCGUAUGCUACGUGCACAACAACAUCCCAGGCGUGCUUCGUCAGGUGAACGAGGUUCUGUCGACCCACAACGUUGAGAAGCAGUACUCGGACUCCAAGGGGGACAUUGCCUACCUCAUGGCCGACAUCGCAGGCGUCAGCCAGUCAGAUGUGAACGCUCUCAAGGAGUCCAUCAGCAAGACCUCCGCCAACAUCCUCACUCGUCUCCUGGCAUAG